GUGGCACCAGAAGUUUUCCUCCUUACUAUGCAGCCUGUCACAGCUGGAGGGUUUCUUUCACCCUGCUCCGGGAAAUUACCUUUUCUGUGAAGGUUUUGCUCUGUAGUCGUUGUUAAAGAAGAUGCACGUAGUUAGWAACCGUGUGUGUGAAGAAGUGAGCUCCCACUGCAGCAGUUGGUUCUAAGGAAACUUUUAAUUUUGUGCUUCAAGAAACCUGAUUACUUCUUGGAUUACUUUUCUACCUUGGUUUAGAAGAUAACUUGAGGAAAAUGGAAACAGAUGAGGCUCAAGAUAUGUCCCAGGUUUCAGGAAAGGAAAGUCCUCCAGUUAGUGAUGUCCCUGAUGAUCCAGAUGAACCCAUGCCUAUACCAGAGGACCUUUCAACUAGUACUGGAGGUCAGCAGAAUUCAAAAAAUGACAGAAUCUUGGCUGCAUACGGGGCGGAAGGCUUUAGGGACUUUCAUGCAAUAAUUCCCAAAUCCUUUUCCACCGGUAAUAUUAAAAUAGAGACUCAGAGUGAUGAAGAGAAUGGGCGUGCCUGUGAAAUGAAUGGGGAAGAAUGUGCAGAGGAUUUACGAAUGCUUGAUGCUGCAGGAGAAAAAAUGAAUGGCUCUCACAAUGGCCCAGGCAGCAAGGCUUUGUCAGGAGUUGGAGGCAUUCGACUUCCUAAUGGAAAGCUAAAAUGUGAUAUCUGUGGGAUAAUUUGCAUCGGUCCCAAUGUGCUCAUGGUUCACAAACGAAGCCACACUGGAGAACGCCCUUUCCAGUGCAAUCAGUGCGGAGCUUCCUUUACCCAGAAGGGCAACCUUCUGCGCCACAUAAAGCUGCACUCAGGUGAGAAGCCCUUCAAGUGUCACCUGUGUAACUACGCUUGCCGCCGCAGGGAUGCCCUCACGGGACACCUGAGGACUCACUCAGUUGGCAAACCCCAUAAGUGUGGAUACUGCGGUCGCAGUUACAAGCAGCGCAGCUCUUUGGAAGAACAUAAAGAACGCUGCCAUAACUACCUGCAAACAAUGAAUCUCUCAAGCAGCCUCUAUCCAGUCAUAAAAGACGAAAGUAACCAGAGUGAAAUGGCUGAAGACCUGUGCAAGAUAGGGUCAGAAAGAGCCCUCGUGCUGGAUAGACUAGCAAGUAACGUCGCCAAACGUAAGAGCUCUAUGCCUCAGAAAUUUAUUGGUGACAAAUGUUUGCCCGAUCUUCCAUACGAUGCCAGUGCCAACUACGAGAAGGAGAAUGAACUCAUGCAGACGCACGUCAUCGACCAGGCCAUCAACAACGCCAUCAGUUACCUGGGGGCAGAGUCCCUGCGUCCCCUGAUCCAGACACCACCGGGUGGCUCCGAGGUGGUGCCCGUCAUCAGCCCCAUGUAUCAGCUCCACAAACCUCUCGGGGACAGUCAAGUUCGCUCCACCCUCCCUCAGGACAGCGCAGUGGAAAACCUGUUGCUGCUUUCCAAAGCCAAGUCCGUCUCCUCUGAGCGAGAUGUCUCUCCCAGCAACAGCUGCCAAGACUCAACAGAUACAGAGAGCAAUAAUGAGGAGCGCAGUGGUUUGAUCUACCUGACAAACCACAUAGGUGCCCAUGCAAGAAAUGGCAUCUCUAUUAAAGAAGAAAACAGGCAAUAUGAUGUCUUGAGAGCGGGUACUGACAAUUCCCAGGAUGCUUUCAAAGUGAUCAGCAGCAAUGGGGAGCAAGUGAGAGUUUACAAGUGUGAACACUGUCGAGUCCUUUUCUUGGAUCAUGUGAUGUAUACGAUCCAUAUGGGCUGCCACGGGUUCCGUGAUCCUUUUGAAUGCAACAUGUGCGGCUACCACAGCCAGGACMGGUACGAAUUCUCUUCCCACAUAACUCGAGGGGAGCACCGUUUCCACAUGGGUUAAAACUCCRGCACAGAUUGAGCCUCGACAGCUGCAUUACUGGAGCUGCAUGAGCCAUGACAGCAACAARGCAGAAGUCAGCUGAACAGCAAAAGUUACAAGAGAAUCAGAAGUUCAGCAAUCCUCUUCCACAAGAAAAGGGAUUUCAUUUUGGUAGCAUGCAUUGCAGCUCAGUUUUUUAAGAUGAGUUUUUACGGAAAAUGUUUGAUCACCAAAAACCUUUAGUAACGUAACUAGAAGCUUUUGUAGUCACAUAGCUGAAAGCUCUUCSCUGAACUGAUGCUUCUUGCAAGCCCCACUUGCCAGAACUCUUAACCACACAUGCUCCACAUCACAAGGACAUAACAGGCAGCAGUGGCCAGGCUUUUUCUCUUAACACCCUGAGCGUAGGGCUCUUCUACCAGAUGUGUGGUUUUUUGAUUUUCGGUAUUAUUUGACUCUUUUGGGAAGAUUGAGCUCCACCUAAGAUGGAGGGACCUCUCUCAGAUGACUUCAUGGACAGCUGGGGUGGGACGGAACCCCUCCAGCCAGAAGGUUCUGAGUUGCUUUGGUGGUAAGAAGUAGAACAUUUCCACCUGCAAGGGUUCUACUGGUAUUGGCAUCACAAUGAGCCUUGUUUGUGUCACUAGGCAGGCAAGCAGGAAAGCAAAAGUAGAAGAAACACCCUUGUAAUAUACUCCUUGAAGUAUGAAUUGCAUUUAAUGUAUAGGAAAAGGGUAUUGUUGGCUCUUCUUUGAAUAAAUAUUUUCUCUUCCCAUCCAGUAAACCCCCAAUUUUGUUAAGCAACCCCUCCUCUCUCUGCAUAAACAAGUUACAAUGUAUUUAAUUUUUCUUUCUUUUUAAAGGUUUAGUUAUUUAGAAAAGUAUGAUGUACAGUUGAGAAAAGCACUAGAUAGAUAUAUGUGUGGGGAAAGUCUCCUUAUGCACAUUUUUCAUCAUUUUAAACUGUCUGGAAAAUAUCCAAAUGUCCCUCUCUUGCAUUUAAAAAAAAUCCCAUUUUGCUUGYGCAGAAGAUGUCCUCUUGUAAAUUUUGUGGCUCUACUCGUAAAUGUUGCACUUGAUUAUUUUUAAAGCACUGAGAUUAAUUAAAACAGCCAGUCAAAAUUUGCGGCCGUCUUCUUUUAUUUGUGGCAUUUGCCAUUUAAUGAGGGACUAAGGCCCACAAAGAUGUUGAGAGCCUUUAAUUGYUAUUCAACCAGUCAUUUCACUAUGGGCUUCGAUUUACAUUUACUGUAGUGGAACCACUCUUAAAGUAAAGAAAAAUGAUGUUUUUUGCAGAAUGGAGACCAGAGGCUGCAUCACUUUGCAGAGUGCAGCAAAGUCCACCCAAAGCUUUCUCCAUGGUGGGUUCUGCUGCAGCUAUUGUAGCUUUGGUUAGAUUCAAAACUUAUAUGAAAAACAGAUUUUAACCCCAAACACAUUUGAUAUAAAAAACUUUUUUAAAGCUUCCACUUAUCUUCCUCUUCCCAACAUUUAAUUUCUGUCCCYGAACACCCUCAUGCUUUAGAAAUGGGUAAAAGAGAAAUUUUUGCAGCUGCAUAAAAAUCUGUCAUUGGUGCUGCAGUCUUCCUGGGCAACAUUCACAAAAUUAACCCAUCUURUUAAGUUAGUGUAUAAAUGCUUCCACUCUGCAUAAUAAAUGGAUAUUUUGCAAUAAACACAAUCAAAUACCCAACAAGACUAGCAGUCUUGUCAUACAUUUACAUAUUUUCCAUUCACAAGUGCAUGCAAGUACAUGUAUUUACUAUAAAUCAGAUUYGAUGGGACCAUGAGCUGCUUGUACCUGGGCCAAUGUGGCCUGAUACUAUAUUUGUAGCUAUAUUUGUUACACAUUUCCUAUAUACACAUGMUAUUACAGGCACACAGAGUUCCUCCUUCUGCUUUCACUUUUGCAGGUGUAAGUCAGGAGCAAUAACCCUGAAGAUGAGGAAAGACACUGAUGAAACAAUGAAUCCCAAAUGUGUGCUCACACAGCCUCAGGCCUUGGCUGUUCAUGCCAGCUGUAAGGYACUUGCUUGGCUGGACACGUGGGCACGGCAGUGUUUUUACACUGAACGUGCACGAGAGCCUGACAAUUCAGGGGCUUUGUCACCAGAGGGGAAUGCUGUGUAUGAAUGCCCACAGACUGGUGCACAUACCCACAGCAGGGAAAACACGUUGCUGGUACAUGUUAUCCCCCAAAAAUGAGCAGUGUAAACUACAGACCCAAAGGGAUCCCCUCUAUUAGAACUCGGUUGUCUGAAGGGACUUUAUUGAUUCCCUCUACACCCACGUUACAACUCAAGCUGAGAUUUUAUUGCUCAUUACCCUCCAGGCGGCACGAGGGCUGGGCACRAGGAAUCACUGGCCAUUUAAUGCCCCAUGUUUUGUCAUCAAUUUGGCUUCAAGACAGACUGUACCUGGCAACGAGGUGUUACCAAAUGUUUUGUAUAGGAAUGAUCUGAAUAGGACCUUCAAGUGGGGAGUUUAAUUUUUUGUUUUUUUUUAAAAUACAGUUGAAAUGAGUUCAUUUUGCAUAGCUGGUAGGGAUAUAUUCAAGUGUUCUUAUCCCUCUCCAUUUUUGAUUGAUACCAAACAAGAGGGGACAAAUCAAUUUCCCAGUCCUGCUGCAACGUCCUGUGUGAGAUCAGAUUUUGGCUGUACAGAUCAGAAACAUUCUGCUUUUAUUGCUCUUACACCUCGUUCCUGCUCUUCUUAGAUUUAAGUCACUAUAUACCCCAUGCCAUAAUUUCUUUCCACCCUUCAUUUUAAGACACCCCCAGCUGCACAGGGGAGGGGGACAGAAGCUCACUCAGGUGGUUUUGUUCCUUUGCUUUUACCAAAAACCAGAACAAAGAAAGCCAAGUUCAUGAACCGUGUAAACAAGCACAGCUCCAGUAGAGUUUGUGACUGCCCUGGAACACAGCUUUGAAAGGUAUUUUCAGAUUCCUGGGUAGGUUUGCUACCUUCACAACAUCUCUGUGCACACAUGCACGUCACUGAGCCCCUGUGUCUCUUCUCUUGUUGACAUGCACGUGCCCUCUCUGAGGCUUUUUGUGUCAUUAAUGUUUUACAUACAUUUGUAUGUACAUAUAUCUAAAAUGGUUUGUAUGACAUGAUGAUGCACUGUCACUCACAGUGGGUUUGUUUCCUGGCUCUGGAGUUUUCUUAUUUAUACUAUAACAGAAUAUGUUAAUGUUGUAUAUUAAACAGUACAGUAGUAUAAGUAAGUAUAUUAAGACUCUGUAUCAGGGCACAGUCUAAAGGCAAGAGCARAUGGUAUUCUCUGUUCACUAAAAGGCUUUUUUAGAUUUGCUUUUCUCCAGGGUUUUUUUUUUCUCUUUUGCACAAAAUCAUCUUCUGUUUGUUUAGAAACAAGUGGUUCAGUAAUUUUAUUUAUAAACAAAUGCAAGGAUGGCAUGAUAAUAGGGUAUUGUGUCUGUGUACAUUGAAACAAACUGUGCCCUCAGAAAAMAAGUUUAGUGUAACCUCCUUUUUUCUCUUUUUUUUUGCUAUGGUGCAAUACCCUGGUAUGGCUUAGUUGACCUUUAAAAGGAGUAAAUAUGUAAGUGGUUUUAAGUUUAUAUCUGUUUUAAAAAAGUAAAAAAAUAACUGCUACCCAUUCCUUCCCCAGGCACUGCCUUUUCUAAUAGAAAAAGUUGUAUUUACACCUUUUUUUUGCUGUGGUUUUAUAUUGUAACUUCAUUUUUCUUUGAGAAUAUUGUAUUUAAAAAAAAAAGCAAAUUUCAUAAAAAUUGGAAAUGUUAUUAAAUUAUGUCUGCAAACUGAGAUG
Molecule: messenger RNA, 5652 nt
Organism: Malurus melanocephalus (red-backed fairy wren)
Lineage: Eukaryota; Metazoa; Chordata; Aves; Passeriformes; Maluridae
Gene: IKZF1
Product: IKAROS family zinc finger 1
Exons: 9
Coding region: 270-1883 (537 amino acids)
Biological process (GO): regulation of transcription by RNA polymerase II
Molecular function (GO): RNA polymerase II cis-regulatory region sequence-specific DNA binding; DNA-binding transcription factor activity
Source: RefSeq, a predicted model, not a curated record